This is a messenger RNA of Frankliniella occidentalis (western flower thrips), 1276 nucleotides long. Its product is annotated as MRN complex-interacting protein. Gene Ontology annotation, cellular component: nucleus. Bases 135 to 1133 code for a protein of 332 amino acids. The record is from RefSeq and is a predicted model, not a curated record. NCBI's taxonomy places the organism in Eukaryota, Metazoa, Arthropoda, Insecta, Thysanoptera, Thripidae. The transcript has 5 exons. Gene Ontology annotation, molecular function: chromatin binding. Gene Ontology annotation, biological process: mitotic G2 DNA damage checkpoint signaling.
UGUGGCGCUCGCGGCGCGGCAGCCUCCAACCCUUCAACUGCCGGAAAGUUCAAAUUUAACGUCUAUUGAAUGUUGCUGAUUGUUCAGCAGUUGUCAUUUUAUUCAGUGUAAGAAAUUCUAUUGGAAGAAUAAGUAUGCCUCAAGAACUGCAUGUGUUGAGAUGUUACUCAUGCCAGACGUUUCAGGUUCAAAUAGUUAAGAAAGUUCCGAAAUGGCAGUGUAAAGUUUGUAACGAGAAGCAAUCUGUUCUAAAGGUGUAUGCCAAAGGAAGUGGCAAAGAUUGUCGUCAAUAUGUUCAGGACUUGAACAUGCAACAGGGACUUCUGGCUGCAGAGCAUAGCUCUGAAAACACCAAUGAUCCUCAAGAUGGUGGAACUUAUCCAGAAGAAUAUCAAGAAUUUCCCAGGAACAAUGACCAGCCUAGCAAAUGGUCUGACUACCUGGAAGAUAAAAAUAACGAGUGUCAGCCUUCUUUCAAUGAUGACGUUAUUGAAAAUGAUAAUUCAGGGCACCAUGAAAUGUCCUCUUCCUUGAGAGAGUCAACACUUAAUCCCAGAGUUAGCAAAUGGAAAAAUUAUCUUGAAGAUGAAAAUGAAGAAGGAGAAGAAGAAGAAGGUGUUUAUGAUUCUGACCUCAAACAAUAUAAUCUUGAUCUUGGACAGUUCAACCACCCUUCUAGGAGUAAGAAGAGAAAAAUUAAUCAGUGUGAAGGUUUUACUCAACCUGUUGAAGAUUUCCAGCCGACUUCUGCCCUUCUAAAUUCUGCACUUCCUGUAAAUGAUUCUAAAAAGUCAGCAGUCAGAAAAUCGUUUGAUGUUGAGGAGAAUUCCCAGGCAGUAACAUUGUUACAGUCCUCUAAAAGUAGGACUUCUAAAUGGUCUCAGUUCAUUGAUAGUGAUCAAAUGACCAGUAGUCCCCUUAUCAACUGCCGUGAUACACAACCAUUUCCUAAUGGAGGAGAAAAAGUAAGUACAUCCCUUAAACAAGCUGCAGCUUUGAGUCAAAAGACCAAUGAAACCACCAGCAUGGCACCUCACCAAAUUACAAUGCAAAACAAAUCAACUUCUGUAUCCAAAAGACCCUUCUGUACUUUAUCGGAUGAUGAUAAUUUAGAUGCUCUUCUUGACUUUUAACUCGUUUGCACUUUUAGUCAUUCCCAAUAUUUUUUUUGAAAAAAAUCUCUUGUUUAUUUAUUUAUUUUCAUCAAUUGUAUUUCCUAUGUAUUUGUGAGAAUAUUAAUAUUUUUAUUUGGCAAUAAAUGUCUAAUUUAAAAAUA